Messenger RNA from Colletotrichum phormii, 1253 nucleotides. RefSeq lists its product as uncharacterized. Bases 272 to 1021 code for a protein of 249 amino acids. The record is from RefSeq and is a predicted model, not a curated record. Lineage: Eukaryota; Fungi; Ascomycota; Sordariomycetes; Glomerellales; Glomerellaceae. The transcript has a single exon.
UGGUGUUGAGGAGUGAUGCUUACACCGCGACGCCGUCGUUGUGUUUUUCGUCCGCCAUUGUUGCGGCGCGUUGAGUGCUAUCAACGACUCAAUGCUUGAAUAGUCUCUUAGUUGAUGUGAGAGUGUUCAAUGCUUCUAGCUCUAUCCUCUUGAUCUAUCGCGAGAUGACAGUAAAGUCUCUACGAAGAAAAUGCGCCUUGGAUCUGAGAGUGAUCGUCCAACACCAAAGACAGGGCUCGGAUGAGAGGAGGGGAAACCGAGAAAGCAUGGGAUGGGCAUUGCCUGGUAUUUGUAUCUCACCCACAGACGAAAUCUCAUCCCAACCUCUACACAAGGUUCAAGGAGACCAGACCGGCGCAACCACCUUCCCCCGCAAGGUAAGAACGGUCUGUCAACGCGACUAUGUAGACCAUCUUUGUUCCCCCCUCUCUCUCCUCUCAUGUCAAUGGACUGGACCACAGCGUGCGAGCAUACAGAGAUAGAUCCACAAUGGGGCGACCCAUGGGGAAAGCCCAAGCCUUUCAAAGUGGAUUCGCUGGGGUUUGGGCGGCAGGGAGAUGGUCGCCAUUGUUCAGAUGGACCAUGGAGCAGAAAACUUCCCCUCACGCGCGCGUGGUGUAUGGUAUGGCAGCGUAAUGACACGGCUGGGUACCAUGACAGUGGCGGCUCUCUCUUCAUCUGGCCAUGGCAGCGGAGAGCAGACCAGACUACAUGGUUCGCGAGUUCGGUCUUGCAUGGCCCAUCAUCUAGAUCCCCGAGUCUUAUUGGACUGCCGGUCGAAGGAGAUGUAACGAUGCUCCGCAGGGGCGCAUCUGGGUUGUGCGACAUUUUGAGAUCUCCACUGGCAGUGGCUGUCAUUCGAGUUGAGUUCUGCGGACCAAAGCCCGGCGCCUUGGUAGCGCUCCUUUGUUUUGUAGGAAUUGGGCAGAGAUCGGCGCAGAAUGAUACCGGCUGCUGGACGCCGCAGGCAGCAAAGCUGAAAGCAAAAGCUAAGUUUCUUCGGACCAGCCUUGGCCGUUAACGGUCCCGUUUUUUGACUGAACGGAUUCAGGGUUCUGACGGUCCGUUGCUGUUUAGCCGUAUCUUCAGUCCAAACCUAUGGGAUUUCCCCAGACUGACCUUUCUCCUCACUUUCUCCCUCAGGAAAAGCACGUCCCGGCCGUUGAGCGCUGGCACACGCAACACACGUUGUAUGGGAACGUCCGUGUUGCAAGAGAUAAGGACAGGAACCCUGGCCACUCGAGACAGGACGU